AUGCCUGCUCCUACGACUCCUGCAGGAGAUGACUCCCACCAGCUACUCUUGGACAAGCUAGACCUUGUCUCAAAGCGAAAAUCAUUCCGCAAUCCCAAUUGGAAACCCUCCCAGCGUCGCAACAAGAACAUCAAGCAAAUAGUCUCAGAGGCCUCUCGCAAAGAGGCUUCAGCUUUGGCAACGAACAACAACAGUGGUGCCACUACACCCAAUCCCUCUUCUUUGAAUACUGGAGCUGCGACUCCUCAAACCUCUAGUGGCCCGAAUCUUCAGCCCAGUAUUUCUUUUACCGCGCAAAAUCUCUCAACAAUGGUGCUGGAAAAGAAUCUAAAAGCGCAGCAAGCUUCCAUUGGGAACGGACCCGUUGCUACAUACACGAACAUUGAGAGCGCACCAAGUCUGCACCCUGCCAGUCAGAAGCAUUACUGUGACAUUACGGGCUUGCCUGCGAACUACACAGAUCCAAAAAGCAGGCUGAGAUACGUGAAUAAAGAGGUCUUUGAUGUGUUACGAAGCCUACCACAAGGAGUUGCAGAAAAGUAUUUGGAGGCUAGAGCUGCUCAUGUGGUGCUGAAGUGA
Bacidia gigantensis is the source of this 579-nucleotide messenger RNA. RefSeq lists its product as uncharacterized. Gene Ontology annotation, biological process: chromatin remodeling. NCBI's taxonomy places the organism in Eukaryota, Fungi, Ascomycota, Lecanoromycetes, Lecanorales, Ramalinaceae. Bases 1 to 579 code for a protein of 192 amino acids. The transcript has a single exon. The record is from RefSeq and is a predicted model, not a curated record. Gene Ontology annotation, cellular component: Ino80 complex.